Molecule: messenger RNA, 1173 nt
Organism: Trematosphaeria pertusa
Lineage: Eukaryota; Fungi; Ascomycota; Dothideomycetes; Pleosporales; Trematosphaeriaceae
Exons: 2
Coding region: 367-1173 (268 amino acids)
Source: RefSeq, a predicted model, not a curated record
UUGGAACCUUCCAAGGAAUGGAUGGGGGCACGUGAUGCCAUGUACAAGAAGCGCCCCUCCCUCCUCUUUUCCUGUGCCUGCCAGAUUGCUGCAGUGAAAACGCCCGUAGGAUCCCGCAGCAAACGGCAACGCCGUGCAUCCGGACUAAAACGUUACCAAUUCGCAACCCGUAGCACUGCCACUCGCUCGUCUGGUUGACCCACCUCAACACUACCUCAAUUUGUCCGUAUUCAAUACAAUUAUACGCCGGAGCGAGCAAACCGCUAUUCGACCCGGUAGCAGCCGACGAUCCUCUGAAGCCCUCCAGGCUCUCCAGACCCUCCAGGCCCUGCAACAACACCGAGCAGCUCUAUUCCGUUUCUCAACAUGCCCCCAGAGGAUCCAUUCGCCGCCAAAUGCUUCUUCCUCGAAAGCUUGCCGCCCGAGCUCCGCAUUCACGUCUACGAGAACCUCCUCGUCGCGAAGUGCCCCAUUCAGGGCCCAAAGGCGCGGAAAGGCGCUAAAUACGGUCUUGGUCCCACUGUGCUGAGAGCCAACCGCCAGAUCCAUGACGAGGCUAAGCCCGUCUUCUUCGGCAAGAAUACGUUCUAUGUUACUGCUAUCACUGAGGAGCCGGCCGGUCGCUUUGAGCCGCCGCUCCUGCCGAGUCAGCUGCCUUUGGUGCGCCAUUUGAUGAUUGACUUGCUGUACUUUCCGGAGGCGGAGCCUGGGGCUGCGGCGUAUGUCGCCUCCCUGACUUCCCUCCUCACUACAUACACCGCCCCCGUUGAGGUCCAACUCCGGACCCUGCAUCUCACGGCCAACAUCCCCGCCUCGUCCUCCGCCGAAAAGAUCCUGAUCUCUUUUAUCAAAUGCGAACAGAACCGCUCCUUCGCACAGACGCUCGCUGCUCUACCACUCAAGCAAAUUACCGUCAGCUUUGAGUCCCCGGACUGCUACUACCGCUGUGUCGUCCAGCCCGCAGUGCUAUGGGAGAAGAGCCUCCUGCUACUGGCUUGUCAGGUCAUGUAUUCCCAGAGCCGGAUUCGGAUCGCUAAGAUGCUGAGUGUGUUCGACGACGCGAAGGUUGAGGAUGAGGCCGAGAAUAAGAACGAGGGAGAGGGGCGGACGGAUUUGACGCCGUUCAUUUCCUGGGCGGGAAGUUCUGCCCUCGGGCUUUUAGGGACUGAUUAG